GUAACCUCUGUAAUUUACCAACACGUCUAUCAAUUUCAAAUCCAUCACCCAAACUUCACAUCAACAUCUAUCUACACCUUCAUCAUGUCGACCACUACAGUUACACAUACCCAAAACGGCGACUUUCACAGCUCCAUCCUUCGCGAUUAUGAGCUUCACCACUCUCACGCUCGCGAAGAAUCGCCUGAUUGCCGAACAGCGCCAGUGACUUCUGCAGAUCAUCCUGAGUUCGAUCUACCGCAUCGUCGGGUGCCUGAGUAUAGGCCGCUUAAUCGAGACGCAGCGCAUGUUAAUGGUGUUCGCGUCUACACCAGCACGGCUGAGAGGUUCUUCAUAACUGCUAUGUUUAGAGGCCUGAAUGUCAAUGCUAGCGCUGCUCAGUAUUGGAGGGCAUCGAUUGGGAAGUUUACGGAUAAGGUUUGGAAGUAUCAGGUUGGAGGAGAGUUUUAGAUUGGCAGUUGAAUUGCUUGACGGUCGGAGUUUACUAUUGGAUUUCUUUGUUAUUUAACAUAUAUCAAACUUAUCAACUUGG
Molecule: messenger RNA, 532 nt
Organism: Fusarium redolens
Lineage: Eukaryota; Fungi; Ascomycota; Sordariomycetes; Hypocreales; Nectriaceae
Exons: 2
Coding region: 85-450 (121 amino acids)
Source: RefSeq, a predicted model, not a curated record